Laetiporus sulphureus 93-53 is the source of this 875-nucleotide messenger RNA. RefSeq lists its product as uncharacterized. NCBI's taxonomy places the organism in Eukaryota, Fungi, Basidiomycota, Agaricomycetes, Polyporales, Laetiporaceae. The record is from RefSeq and is a predicted model, not a curated record. The coding region runs from base 293 to 496 and encodes 67 amino acids. The transcript has 2 exons.
CACUGAACGAGAAUGCCUCCUAUGCAUCUAUUGAGGACGACGUACACGCCACUGGGAUGUCGGAAUGUCGGCGCUCGAGACAGCGCUACAGGACCUCGAGACAAUCAGCCAAAGGCGAGGGUGGUGCGAACAUGGCACGGCAAGAACACGACCGUCGUCGAGCUGGAGAUGGCGGAGCUCAAGGAGCUGGUGUCGCGAUGCUAACGGUGCGGCGGCGCGCCUUGCCAGCUGCUUCAUGGGCAACGCUGUUGGACGAGGCGGCGAUGGACGGGACGCAUGACUCGCAGGCGAUAUGGGCACUUCUCAGCAAUCUAAAGUGCGUUCGCGACCUCCCCAGGUGCGCCGCGUCCCAUCACUCACGGUCGCUGUCAUCGGUCCUUCCGACGCUUGCCUCAAUGCCAUUUCCUCUACCCUAUUACAUCCACCCAUCAAAGGCAACCCUCCGAACCCGUUCUCCUCGGUCUUGGUCCGUCCGGGCGGCCUGGCCACGAUGUGAGGUGAGGAGGUGGGUGCGAGACCGGCGGGCGUGGGCUUACCUGCUUGCGAGGCAAAUGAACGCGGUCUGCGCGGGGAGGCAUGUGAGCGACGGGCAACGGGCGAGGCGUUCGAGUGGACUUACGGAAGAGCGGUGGAUGGAACGGUGUCCAGGUCGGAUGGGCUUGCUGUCCGCGUGUGCGAGUCGUCCUGGUGCGUAUCAGUACUCAGUGGUCAGACAGCCGCGAUCUGCAUGCACAGCGUACCAGGACAGUCUAGGUAGCGAGUCUGGGCCGGGAACAGUGUCAGCGACGGUCUACCCAGAACAUCGUGUGGACGUGACUUACGCGAGGAGCGACGGAUGCCGCUGCGUCCAAGGUCCCGGUCGGAGGUUUGCUGUC